AUGAAAAAAAUCGUAGUUUAUUUUUUCCUUGCUUUUUCGUUUAGAAUUUUUUGUGAACAGAGACACUUUUCAUUUUCCUUUGUGAAAAAGGAAGAUAUCAACUCAUCAUCUGCGGUGUUUCAUCAGGAUGCUAACACCGUUUUAUAUUGUGGUGUAAACUGUUUCAAUGAUAACUUCUGUGUAGGGUUUGGUUUCAACACAAACAGUCAGCACUGCUUUGGAUUACAUGAUUUUAAAUGGGACGUUUAUUCUUAUCAACCGGUUCAAUCAACUUUGGACAAAAUCGUUUGGUAUCGUUUAGGUUGCAGAGCCAACUGGGUAAAGUUCAACGGUCACUGUUACCUCUACAGAAAGCUUAAAAAACUCUCAUGGUUUGAGGCUAAGGCAGAAUGUCAGAACAGAUUUUCUCACCUCGUAGAGAUUGAGGACAAAGCGGAAUCUGACUGGCUAGCUUCGACAUUUCUUAAUCCAGAUGGUAAUUAUUCUAAUUGUCCCAGUAAUACAUCUAACGGGUGUUCAGCGUGGACCGGACUAAACGACCUUAACAUCGAAGGACAAUAUGUAUGGGACCAUUCAAACACACCCAUGGCGUUUUACACUUGGUAUACCUUCAAGCCUGAAUUUGGCGAUAUACGAGACUGUGUUGCCAUUCAGAGAAAUGGCCGAUGGAACGAUAAAAAAUGCACGGCCUUACUUGCCUUCAUUUGUGAGAAAGAGAUGAGCAACUUACAGGACACAAAUAGCAAUGCAAAAAUUGGGAUUUGA
Messenger RNA from Magallana angulata, 765 nucleotides. Its product is annotated as C-type lectin domain family 17, member A-like. The record is from RefSeq and is a predicted model, not a curated record. Bases 1 to 765 code for a protein of 254 amino acids. Gene Ontology annotation, molecular function: signaling receptor activity. The transcript is spliced from 4 exons. Lineage: Eukaryota; Metazoa; Mollusca; Bivalvia; Ostreida; Ostreidae.